Impatiens glandulifera is the source of this 918-nucleotide messenger RNA. Its product is annotated as leucine-rich repeat protein 2-like. Gene Ontology annotation, molecular function: protein binding. The record is from RefSeq and is a predicted model, not a curated record. Lineage: Eukaryota; Viridiplantae; Streptophyta; Magnoliopsida; Ericales; Balsaminaceae. The transcript is spliced from 7 exons. Bases 125 to 769 code for a protein of 214 amino acids.
GGGAGAGAGAUUUGGGUAUUUUUGGGUUGGCGUUGAUUUAUUGACCUGACUGACUUAUUGAAUUCCUUCUCUUUACUUCUUUACUUGUUUUGCUUUGCUUUUGCUUUACAUUCAUUUCCCUCAAAUGGAUCUUCUUCCUUCUCUUCUCCUUUUCUUCCUUUCUCUCUUUCUCUGUCUCUCUCUUUCCUUUUCCACCAACUCUGAAGGAAACGCUUUACAUAGUCUGAGGAGCAGAUUAUCAGACCCCACAGAUGUUUUGCAGAGUUGGGACCCAACCCUCGUCAAUCCUUGCACCUGGUUUCAUGUCACCUGCGAUUCCUCUAACCAUGUCGUUCGUCUGGAUUUGGGUAAUUCUAACAUAUCUGGUUCUCUUGGUCCAGAGCUUGGCCAACUCAAAUACCUUCAAUACCUGCAGCUUUAUAGGAAUAACCUAAAGGGUAAGAUCCCAAAGGAAUUGGGUAAUUUGAGGAAAUUGAUUAGCCUUGAUUUAUAUGGAAACAACUUUGAACAAAGAAUCCCUAGUUCUAUCUCUAAUUUGAAGUCACUCCGUUUCUUACGGUUGAAUAACAAUAAGCUCACUGGUUCAAUUCCUCGAGAACUAACUGCCCUUACCAACCUUAAAGUUCUCGAUGUAUCGAACAAUGAUCUUUGUGGAACAAUUCCAGUUGAUGGACCUUUCUCUACAUUUCCAAUGGAAAGUUAUGCGAACAAUAGUAGAUUGAAUGGACCGGAGUUGAAAGGACUCGUGCCCUAUGACUUUGGGUGCUGAAGAAAUGGGGCUUAUUCGUAGAUUGUUUUUAGCUAUAGAAAUCAAAAAAGGAGGAAAACCAGUUAUGUGCUAUGUGUAAUUUUGUCGAAGAUUAUAUAAAAUAUUGUUUGUGGUUUUCUUUUCUUAUAAUGAAAAGUUGUGUAACUUUA